AAACAGAGGAAAACAGUCAUCUCUGUUCUCUCUCUGUUCUCUCUCUGCCUCUCUUACCCCAUCGGCCACACCUUCUUCCUCGCUUGCGAACCUCUUCCUUUGUCGAUACACUCUCCCUCCUUUGGCCCUCCAAAAAUUCUGCUCUUCUGAGUGAUGGGUGUGACCUGCCGGUGCUCGCACACGUUCCACAUAACCGAGAUCAUCAUGACCAGCUUCUUCCGCCAUAAGUCUUAAGUCCUUCAUCUCUCCCGGUUCCAGACCCCCUUCUUUUCAUUUCGGUCGAUGGUGUCGAGCUAGAGACCAGAAUCCGACCCAGAAGAGCACGCGUGGCGGGGGAUCGUCCAUGGCGGGCGGUGGUGGUUGCGAGGGUUCAGCGAUCGCAUCUUUGCUUCAGAACCAGCGAGUCUCUCCCUCUUCCGAUGCCUUUUUCUUUUACGGGUCUUCUUUUUCUGUAGGAUCGAGAUCCAUGGUGAGCUUUGAGGAUGCUAGCGGGGCAAACGUGUCGAAAAAUCCCUUCUUCCAAGCGUUUGAUCCCCAUGAAAUCGGGGAGGAAGAGCUGGACGAGUAUCUCCAUCAACCCGAGAAGAAGAGGAGGCUGACGACCGAGCAGGUCCAUUUCCUCGAGAAGAACUUCGAGCUGGAGAACAAGCUCGAGCCGGAGAGGAAGAUCCAGCUCGCCAAGGACCUCGGUUUGCAGCCCCGGCAAGUCGCGAUAUGGUUCCAGAACCGCCGGGCCCGAUGGAAGACCAAGCACUUGGAGAAGGAAUACGAAGAUCUGCAAGCCAGCUAUAACAGCCUCAAGGCCGACUGCGACGGCCUUCUCAAGGAAAACGAUAAGCUCAAAACCGAGGUUCUUGUCCUUACGGACAAGCUUCUUAUCAAAGCAAGAGGAACGCAAAAUUCCAAAUUGUCCAACGCAUCAUCUCCUGGACCACCGGAGAAUCCCGUCGCCUGCUCCAAGGGCGAAGAAGAGAGAAUUUCGACGGUACCCGAAGAUGUCUGUCCCGGCAAGAGCGAGAUAUCGGAUUCCGACAGUCCAAAUGGUGGCUAUUCUCCGCUGAGAGAGCACGGUGAUUCUUCCUACGCCUUCGAGCCCGACCUCUCGGAUUCGUCCCAAGACGAGGACUACACGCGGAAUGAGAACCUGCAGCAUCUGUGCGUCUUCCCGAAGCUAGAAGAGACUCGAGACGAUUACCCCAUCCUAUCCACAAGCUCGUGCCAUUUCGGAUUCCCUCCCGAAGAUCAAGCCUCCUGGCCCUGGCCGUACUAAGGAACUAUCGGUAUCUUAAGGCUUGUUUCUUCCAUGAAACUGGACUCUUGUGAAUUAUGACCAUAAAUAAGCAAUCAACUUCAUCGUUAGCGCUCAACGCAGAUCUGAUCCUGUACUCCGCAGUAGUUUUUUACCCUUUUCCGAGCCGAAAGUCAUGUUAGUAGUUGUCGA
Molecule: messenger RNA, 1441 nt
Organism: Eucalyptus grandis
Lineage: Eukaryota; Viridiplantae; Streptophyta; Magnoliopsida; Myrtales; Myrtaceae
Product: homeobox-leucine zipper protein HAT5
Exons: 3
Coding region: 344-1270 (308 amino acids)
Biological process (GO): positive regulation of DNA-templated transcription
Cellular component (GO): nucleus
Molecular function (GO): DNA-binding transcription factor activity, RNA polymerase II-specific; sequence-specific DNA binding
Source: RefSeq, a predicted model, not a curated record